CACACGACAAGCCAUCAAUUUGUUCCCCUUUUCUCAUUGCCCCCCUCCGACCAGAAUGAUCGACAGCGAAUAUUUCCUCAAUGGAAUAUCCAAUAUGGAAUAUCUGACCGCCGCGAUAUGCGCCUUCGGGGCACUCAUCGUUUGGAAGCUUAUUUCUGCCAUUUUCUUCUCCCCGCUCUCACAUAUCCCCGGACCGUUAGUGACGGCAGUGACUCCGCACUACAUAAACUUCCUUUCGGCACUCAACCAAAGGACCGUCGGGACCUAUUCAUUACACAAGCGCUACGGACCAAUAGUUCGGCUAUCACCCACCGAAAUCUCGAUUCUUUCCCCGCAAGCCAUCAAAGAGGUUUACUCUUCCCCCCAUUAUACCAAGUACACCCCCCUAUACUCCAUCUUCACACACUUUGGGGCCCAGAAUUCAUUCACUAGCUGCACCCGCGAAGAGCACGGAUGGCGGAGAAAAGCCGUGUCGGAACCCUAUUCGCUAUCCUUUGUGCUCAAAGAUGAAGCAGCAACGGGAAAGGUACUCAAGGCCGUCAAAGAUUAUUUGGGCUUCGUGGAAAGCGAUAGGAGAGUUGACAUUUAUAAUGCGAACACAUUUUACGCGACGGAUGUGGUCACCGGGAAGAUAUUUGGAUUGGAGGCCUCUAUGAAGACUCUCGCUGGAAAUGAAGAACAUCGCGAGAUCGUUCUUGGACAUUAUGCCCGAACCCGAAGAACUCAGGUUUGGAUGUACAUUGAAUUCCCCUUGAUCAUGAAUCUAUUUGAGUGGUUCGCGUUCUAUACGGGGAGGGUGUGGAGUUGGAUACAUGGAGAGGAGAUAGAAGGCUGGGAGAUGGUGAGCCAGGCUCAAAGGUGGGGUUGGGAUGCAUAUAUGGAUGCCAAGUCAAAUUCCCGUGAAGGUACCGUCGCUGGAAGACUUGCGAAGCUUGUGCAAGAAGGCGGUAGCGGUGAAGAGGCCUGGGACGAUAGAGGUGCUGUUAGUGAAGUAAUGGACCAAAUGCUAGCGGGGAUGGAUACGACUGGUGACACUUUAUCGUUCCUUAUGUACCAGAUAUCACUCCCAGAAUCGAGGAGCGUUCAAAAAAGGUUGCACUCCGAAUUGCUCAACGCUUUCCCCAAGUCAGCGGAGAUGCCAGGUCUUGGCUGGCCCCAUUCAAUGGAUGUCCAAAGCCUCCCUCACGAAACUAUCCUAAAAGUCCUGAAUCUGCCAUACCUCGACGCUGCUCUCAAAGAAACAUUAAGAGUGUAUUCAGCCAUUCCGAUCACACUACCACGAGUUGUCCCCGCCUCCACAACCACUGACAGGAUUAGCGGUCAUAGAAAUGGAAGGAUUCUUGAAGGGAAAUUUAUUCCGGCCGGGACCACCAUAGGGACAUUGGCCUACGGGAUUCAUCGUGACGAAGUUUUCGCUGUGGAGACCAAGCAGAAAGAUGAGCCCGGAGACGUCGAUAGCUUUGUUCCAGAAAGGUGGUUGAUCAACGGCGGUAUCGAAGGCAAAUUAACCCCCGACGAGUUGGAACAAGAGAAGCAAAGAAUCCGAACAAUGGAGGCAAGGCUUUGGGCUUUUGGCAGCGGCGGAAGAAAUUGUGUGGGAAGACACCUUUCUAUUCUCGAAAUGAAAUUGUUGCUCGCAACAAUAUAUUCGCGCUACCAAACACAGGUUACGCCCAACAGUGGGGUAAAGAUCACACACAAUCGGUGGGAUCAGCGUAGGACAUUCAGGGACGUGCUACCUUUCCGCAGGGUGGACGGUGUGGUUACGUUCACUCCUUACGAGUAUUGAUUAUGUUUUGCGAUCUAGGAUCGUUCUGCAGCAUUGAGAUCUAGUCUCCGUCUAGAUUCUCUCCUCGGCAAGACGUGAUCCAUUAAAACAAGGUAUCCUUUGAGAUAGAUCAAUGGAAAAUUCAAGAUGAGCAAAAACCUGGCUAGAAAAA
Molecule: messenger RNA, 1940 nt
Organism: Tuber melanosporum (Perigord truffle)
Lineage: Eukaryota; Fungi; Ascomycota; Pezizomycetes; Pezizales; Tuberaceae
Exons: 6
Coding region: 56-1789 (577 amino acids)
Molecular function (GO): iron ion binding; oxidoreductase activity, acting on paired donors, with incorporation or reduction of molecular oxygen; monooxygenase activity
Source: RefSeq, a predicted model, not a curated record